GAGUGGAAAACAGUUUAAAAAGAGGCCUGCUGUUGCAACUCAAUCAUCACAUCUUUCUCAGCUCUUUCAGCUUCAACACAUCAACUCCAUCAGCUCCAAUCAGCUUCUCAUAUCUUUCCAGAGAUGAAGGUUAUUUUGUUACUCGCCGUGAUGGUGGUUUUCGUCCAGGGAAGAAGUCUCGCCGGAAGUGACCGAUUCUUGAAUUUCCUCUUCCCGACGACUACUAUGAAACCUUACAGUUACAAUCAAAACAACAACUACAACAACCACAACAACAACAAACCGAUGACUCCUUCUGCGCUGAAACCAACGACGAAGCGCCCCUAUUACCAGCGACCCUAUGAGCCACGCAGGCCAACACCUGGAAACAUUUCGUUCGUUUUGAACAUGCCAGCCGUCCCAGCCGUUGCCGCUCUUCCCGAAACUGUUUAUCCAGCAUACCCAACCAAACCGUCCACUACUGCAACUUAUUCAGCUGCUCCGGCACCUUAUUCGGCCCCAGCAGCUUACCCAACUCCGGCACCUAUUACUCCGUCUCCGGCACAAUAUUCGGCUCCGGCAACUUAUCAGACUCCAGCUCCUUAUUCGGCUGCUCCGGCACCUUAUUCGGCUGCUCCGCCACCUUAUUCGGCUGCUCCGGCACCUUAUUCGGCUGCUCCGCCACCUUAUUCGGCUGCUCCGGCACCUUAUUCGGCUGCUCCGGCACCUUCUCCAGCAACUAAUUUGGUUCCAACAGCACCCAAUUUCGCCGGUCCAUCCAGUUCGGGAGCAUCUCCAGCAGCCGGGCCAUCAAAUCUAUUGGACCUGCCUGCACUCGUUUCUUCGGCUAUUCCAGUUUCUUCUCUGCCUUCUCCUUCUCUGCCUCCUCUUCCUACGCUUCCGUCUCUUCCACCUCUUCCUUUUUUUUCUGAUGCCACCAAUGCCAUCCAGUCUAUCCUCCCACCUCUGCCUCCUCUGCCUCCUAUCGGCAAAUGAAACUUUGACGUUUCUAAAUUCGUCCAGGAAAAGAGGAUCUGAAAGAUCGUAUUAAUCAUUAUUUAAUUAUUGUAACUGUGACUGUCAAAUGAAGAAAUAAA
Messenger RNA from Daphnia pulicaria, 1076 nucleotides. Its product is annotated as predicted GPI-anchored protein 58. The record is from RefSeq and is a predicted model, not a curated record. Lineage: Eukaryota; Metazoa; Arthropoda; Branchiopoda; Diplostraca; Daphniidae. The transcript has 2 exons. The coding region runs from base 124 to 975 and encodes 283 amino acids.